AGCCUAUUAAAAUAGAAAUGCCGAACCAAAUUUAGCCUUGAGUAGUUGUAAGUGAGACGGGAGUUAGAGGAGUGUCUAGAUAGUCGAGAGAAAGAAACAUACUGCAGUAUAUCAAAACAGGGUGUAGGAUUACCCAUGCUAGUAUCACUACCUACAGCAAGAAACAUAAAACAAAGAGAAAGGUGAAUACAUGUCGAGAUACAUGUAUAACUCCAUAGAUAUUAGAUAAUUUAGAUUAUCCACCCACUCAGCUGGCGGAGUGGGAGGGGUAACCAGCUAGGCGGAUUAUAAAGAUGGCGUCAUCCACUGAAGAUGUUUAUAUCACUUCUGCUUCUUCCUUGGACCUUGAACAAGAGGAAAGGCGACUAGAGGAGCUCACCCCAUCACUCCCUCCUCCUUCAUCUCACAGCAGCCUCUGUCGUAGGAGACGAGAGAAGAUAUACAGUCUGGGAUACAGCUCUGAAGAGAGACGCGAUACAAGACGAGAAGCAGCCAAAGCUUUCUUUCUCUCCAUACCACUAGACUCAGAGCUAGAACAGAAAGAAGAGACCGAUGAAAGGAAAGAGUCUGAACCGCCCAAAGAGCCACCAGUUCCAUUAAAACUCUCCUCCAUCACAGAAUUACUCUCACCACUGGCCACUCAGCCUAUUAGUGUUACAGCUAACUCCUCAGGCCUACAGUUCACUCGGGAUGUAGGAUCAGCUGACUCACCACGGCGUAGUCGAAAGAACAAGAAGAUUCAAGGCUCCUCCUCUUUUUCACACGUUAAGAAGCUAUCUUAUGGGAGUGGCGCUGUGCAUCAGUCUGUGAAGACUUUGAGGUCCUUCAGUAUGGAACCUGAAGACAGGAGGUUAGGGUUUGUAUAUAAUGGAUAUCCUGUUGUAUUAUAUUCACUUGUGCCAUAUUCUAAACCUUCAAGAGCUGAUACAGUGCUGACAGGGAGGGCUCGUACGAGUAGUAUUAGUGUACAGCUGGAACUGGAUGGGGUAGACUUGGGGGACCCCACCAAAGAAGUAUCCUUAUCUUCAUUGUUAGAACCAGUGUGGAGAUUAGAGCCACAUAUUGAUCAGUCUAAACAAACUGCACUGAACAGGUCAGCAAAGAAAGCCCCUGUCCUGAUUCACCAGUCUUCACUGAGGGACGUUGGAGACAAUGCUACCACAACUGGAGUGCCUUCAAGACCUUAUGCUCCUCAGUCCUUCAAAGAGAACCACUCGUCUCAAUAUGUUAAUCUCAAUUAUGACCCACGGUCCCUCGACAAUCCGGAGUAUUUCAAAGGACGCAAUGUUACGACUCUUAAUCUCGCUAGCUAUAGAGUGUCACUGGUUAAAUAUGCCAGGGAGAGAGAGGUGAAGAAAGAGAUUAAUAAUCAAUUUGCAGAGAUAUUCCCAUAUAUCAAACUAACUCUAUCAAAGCUAAGAAGUAUUAAAAAAGAAAUGAUAUCAGUUGGAACUGAGUGUGGGUUUGACCCUGUAAUUAUUGCUCAUUCCCUCGUCUACUUUGAAAAGCUUGUGCUCAUGGUAAGAUUAAUCAGGCUUUACCACAAUUAA
This is a messenger RNA of Amphimedon queenslandica, 1550 nucleotides long. Its product is annotated as CDK5 and ABL1 enzyme substrate 2-like. The transcript has 7 exons. Bases 294 to 1550 code for a protein of 418 amino acids. Gene Ontology annotation, biological process: regulation of cell cycle. Lineage: Eukaryota; Metazoa; Porifera; Demospongiae; Haplosclerida; Niphatidae. The record is from RefSeq and is a predicted model, not a curated record.